Juglans regia (Persian walnut) is the source of this 558-nucleotide messenger RNA. Its product is annotated as auxin-responsive protein SAUR64-like. NCBI's taxonomy places the organism in Eukaryota, Viridiplantae, Streptophyta, Magnoliopsida, Fagales, Juglandaceae. The transcript has a single exon. The record is from RefSeq and is a predicted model, not a curated record. Gene Ontology annotation, biological process: response to auxin. The coding region runs from base 63 to 497 and encodes 144 amino acids.
UCACACCUCUAGGACUCCUCUUACUUGUUGCUUAUUCAGAACCCUCACUCUAAGCUGCAGCCAUGAUCAACCCAAAAAGGCUAAUCCCAAUGGCAAAGAAGUGGCAAAGAAUGGCUGCAAAUAAGCCUAAGAGGAUUUCAUGUCCAAAAAGUGAUGUAGGUUUGCAGUCUUCAGUGGCCAAUAAAGGCCAUUUUGUUGUAUACACCACUGACAAUAAAAGGUUUGUGGUUCCCUUGGAAUAUCUCAGCAAGAAUGUCUUUAGGGAGCUCUUGAGAAUGUCUGAGGAGGAGUAUGGACUACCCAGCAAUGGACCAAUCAGAUUGCCUUGUGAUAGUAAUUUAUUGGAGUAUGUUAUUUAUUUGGUUCAAGCACACAUGGCUGAAUAUCUGGAGAAGGCUUUGCUCACUUCAAUGGCAAAGUGUCACUGCUCCUGCUCGGCUUCAUAUUGCAUUGCUUUAGGACAGAACCAACAGCAACCCCUUAUUAACGGCUUUUGAAGGAAUGCCCAUCUCUAUAUUCUUUUGGAAUUCUUGUAUUAUGCAGAAGAAGAUCACUCGG